Molecule: messenger RNA, 5535 nt
Organism: Anthonomus grandis grandis
Lineage: Eukaryota; Metazoa; Arthropoda; Insecta; Coleoptera; Curculionidae
Exons: 2
Coding region: 367-3141 (924 amino acids)
Source: RefSeq, a predicted model, not a curated record
ACUGUUCAGACUACCCGCAAGACGAGACUCGGAAUUCUUCAUGUUCAUAACAAUCCGUGAAGUCACCAUUCGAUUGUAUAGUUCAACUGACGUGACGUGUUCAGCUUGGCUAAUGUAUUGUUAUCAAACCAUUUUUUAGUGUUAGUGUUAACAGCUUAUUAUUAUUCUCUGGUCGAUAUCUAGUCGCCCGAUGUUUCAUGUUUGUGUAAAACGCAUAAUUUCUAUGCCAACAGUCAGUCAGAAUAUACGGUUCGAAGGACCGUUGAUAUUGUUUUGAUAUCUGUACCUACAUGUGCGCAGUGUUUUUAAACAUUUUCCUUAUAAAAAAUAGUUUGUGACUGGCUUAGGAUUAUUAUUGUACGAGAAAUGAAGUACCAUACUCUUGGAUCUAGUAAUUUAACAUCUGAAAAUAAAACCUCAGGGUUCACUUUGUAUGCAGAUCUUGGUUUAUCAGAAAAUGAUCAGACAGUUUACACUGAAACCGACAUGAAGAAACUUCGAAAAGAACUGGAAAUGGUACAGAAAGAUUUGAAACUACAAACCAAGAGAUGCCGUCACCUCGUCGCAGAAUACACCAGGCGACUUCAAGAGAAAGAGGAACUCUAUCAAAACGAAAAGACUUUACGUGAUACUCAACUAGCUCGAGUCCUUAGGGCAUUACUUAUAUUUGAAUCUCGUCUAAAACAAGAGCAAAAACUAAUAAGUCAUCAGCUUAACGAAAAAGAUGAAAUCAUUAAGGCUCAAACCAACGAUAUAAAACUAUUAUUAUCUCACCAGUAUUGCAAGAACUGCCACCAGUAUUAUACACCGCCCUGCACCCUUGAAAGCUUUGACAGCAGUUCGGAAUAUGCCGGGGAAAGGGAUUAUUUGUCUUCGAAUAUGGAAUCCCUUGAUAGUAGUAGCGAUACUUAUGCAGCAGUGGAACGAGACUAUUCAAAAUCCGAAAGUGAAAAUGAUGACAAACUUACCAGUAAAAAUAUUUAUAAAAAAGGCAAAAGCUAUUCAGAAGUUAGGCGAAAAGUGGGACACAAAAAAAAUAUUUGCACAUAUUUUGAAGUGCUAAAGUUAAGAAAUGAUAGUCCCUUAUCAAAUGAUGAUAAUACUAGUACAGACUUAAACAAUUUAGAUUCAUUGCCUCCUGAAAGUAUAAGUGAUAAGAUUAGUAUUAUUUCAGAAAAUAUAGAUAAUAUGCUAAACAAAACAAGAAGUUUGGGAAGCCCUGCUUCAGAAUCUAGUGCAAAUAUAUCAUCUUCAGAAUGUGAUAAAACUGUUAUUAAUACAAAGGUAAUGAAGACCUGUAAUGAUAAUGAUAACAACAAAAAUGAACAAGAAAAUAAUAAUAAUAAUGUCAUUAAUAUUCAGGCAAAAGACUCUCCAGAAAAUAAGCUGACAGAUACCAUACCAGUGUUUGAAAAUAGUGGAGACCUAAACGACAAUUGGUAUGCCAGCGCAAGUGAUCAAGAAGAUGAAGAUCAUCGAGAUGUUUACAGAAAUAAUCCAGUUCUUGAAUGUAUGAAUCAGAUUCUUCUUCAGAAUAUUAACGAUAUUAAUUCUCCACCAAAAACUCCACACCUCGAACGCAAAAAUAAUAAAAGAGUAAAGUUUCUAGAUGAAGAAGACCAGAAAAAUAAUGACUCUAAAGUGCAGAGUUCAGAUAUUAGUCAUAAUGAUUAUUAUGAGACCCCUAUACAAAAAACUGCAAAUUUUUAUGAAACCCCGCAAAGUAUUUAUAGUAACGAUUACGAGCAAAUUUUAAGUAGAUGCAGCGAUUCAGGUAAAGAAAUUAAAUCUCAAGACGAGAAGGUUUCCAAAGAAGGCUAUGAUUACGUCCAAAUGGAAAAGGAUGGAAUAAAAAGUGAACCUUCUAGAAAAAGUAAAAUAUUAAGGGUGCCUCCUGCACUACCUCCCAAACCAGCAAAUUUGGUCUCCAAAUGUAAAUUUCAAACUCUAUCAAAACAACCGCCAAGCGAAAAUGGGUCAACUGACUUAGAACCUGAUUAUUGUUCUAUUUCGGAAUUAAACUUACCACAAAAUCGAGCUAUUUGUGGUAAAAAAAUUAGUGUCGUGGCAGAAGUUCAUAAUUCAGUUAAUUAUAAUGUUAAAGAGAAAAUACUCGUUUCUCCACCGACUACCAAAAAAAUAGUUCAUAAUUCAGAUGAUAUUCUUGUAUUGCCUAAAGAUAACAUACCAAAUCUAGUUGUUAAAAAGUGCAUAGAAAAGUUAAACGUUCAAAUGGCAAAACAAACUUUGACCCGCCCGCAACAGAUUUUAACAAGUCGAAAAAGCAAAAAUGAUAUAGAUAUUCCAAAGCUUCCCCAAGUAUCAGAAAUAAUUAUUCCAGAUGAUCCUGAUGACAAAGAUAGUGAUAUCAUAUCUCAAGAUAAUUAUGUAAAAAAUAAAACUCAGAUUAAGCAAGAAAAACAAUUUCUCGAUCUAAAAAAGCCAAUUGUUAUGGGAUCAUCUGUAUCGAAUUUAAUAAGUGGCUUUAAUAAUCAUCAUAUACUAAACGAACUAAAGCAAAAGGUUGAGCCAUCCAAAUUACAAGUAAAAAGAGGGUUUUCUAGUUUUGAGAAAUUACAAAACUUUGAUAAACCUAUAAAUAAAUCAAGUAAGAAUCUUUCCGACACUCCACGUGUUGAGAAUUUCGAUCUAAGUCAAAAUUUUGAAGAGUUUAAAUUAGACGAUUGCGAAAUUGAAGAGUAUGAUGUUGAAGAAGAACUAGAAAGAGAAGAAUUGGAAAAGAAAAAGCUUACAGAGAUUGAUAAAUUUGUUAAGGGUACAUUUAUGGACGCGCAAGAAAAAGGAAACUUUAACCACCUAGAAAAAAUACGAGAAAGGGAUGGUCAGUUGCAAAAUCAUAAUCCAACAUCUUUAGAAAUUGUUAAAAGACAAGCGGAUUUUAAUAAAUGUUCACAGCGAUUUAAAGAUUCUCAGCAAUCGCCGAUAACUUACGAACAUUUUUUAGAAUGUACAGGUCUUAGUUCUAAGUCAAUUUUAACACCAGCAAGAACAUUAACAAACCAUAAACAUAUGCUAAAACCGAAAGAUAUUAAACAUAGAUCAAAAGUCAAGGCAAAUACAAAUAUUCUGGAAAAGCAUGGUGGUUCCGCUAUUAGAUAUUGGUCUGAACCGUAUGUAUAGGUUAAUAAAACUGCAUUUGCUCUUAAAAUUUAGUGUUAUAAAUUAUAUCAUGAUGGUUGUAUUAUUUUAAUUAUCCUGAAUUUCUGAUAUAUCUAGCAGUUUAAAAAAUCACACUAGCUAAAACCAUAAAGUCAUGAAUCUAUUAUUAAACACUCUACGCAUGAUAAACAAAAGCGCGUCAUGUUUAAAAAAAAACUAUAUUUCCAUUAUAGAUGCAGCUUGUUAUCGUAUAAAUUAUAACAUUUGUUGCAUACCAACAAUUUGUUUUUUAAAAAGGAACCUAGUAAUGUUAUUUUUAACUGAUCACUAUUUCUUUGUAAAUAUAUACAUUAAAAAUGAAAUAAUACCAAAUUGUAGAAAAACUAGAAUUGAGAGUAAUUAACGGCUACUGAUAAUCAUACACCAUCAUUAACAGUAGUCAAUUAACUGUACAUAAUUAUACAGGAUGCAGUACUAAAAAGCAGCAUUUCGACAUUCUUCAUUAAUUUUUUUUUCAAAGAAUUUUAGAUCCAUUGAUAUUGUUUUUAAUUAAUAUUCACAAGGGUGCCUUCAUUAUCCUAAAAAGGGUGGUGACAUCACCAUUACCAUUAAACAUUAGAAACAAAAUGGGGGUCAAACGAUUAUCAUAAUAAUAUGAUUAAAUUAGAUUAGAUUCAGUGUAUGGGGUUGGCAAUUCGGCAACCCCAUUACGACAAAUUUUUUAAUUAAUUUAUUGUAGGGCCUUCAAGUUCAAGUAGCAUUUUAUCUUAGUUUGCAUAAUUAGACUACACUAAUUCCACCUGCUCAGUUGUGGCUUAUCGUCGCCUCGUAGAUCUGAUCUAAUAUUCACAGCUGCACUAUCGAAAAUUUCAUCCUCUUUCUGAUACAGUUACAUUAGUAUUUUUAAAUAUUUAUAUAUAUAUUUUUGUAAGUUUUUCCCUCAAAUACUGUGGCAGGCUUUUGACCUUAUUACUUUCGCAUUAACUUUAAGUGUUAUAUUCCUCUGAAUAAAGUCUUUACCUUUAAAAAAGGAUCUGCUUACAAUAUUGUUAAUUAGAAUAUCUGGUCAAAAUCUUCAAAAUAGUACGUAUUUGUUUUUAAUUUAUAAAACUCAACAGCUGUACUGCUUGGAAUCUCAUAGGGGUUGGAAGGAUGUUCAAAAUGAAGAAAUAAUUUUACUUAAAAUGUUCAAAAGUAUUAAUGGUAAUACCUCACCUUGCCUUCUGUUUCUCAUCUAUUUAGACAAUUAUCUAUCAAAUCAAUCAUGCAAAUUAUGAUUAUUUCAAAUCAAGAUUUGAACUAGCUACCACAUCAAGAGAACAGAAUCAUAAGAAUAAAAGCAAAAAAUAUCAAAGAUAGCAUGUGAAAUCAAAAGCAAAUCAUGGGAAAAAAGACCGUCAAGAAAGUUAUGGCUCCAUCUCUCUUGAUUUCAGUUGCCACGUCAUCCACUCCUAGGGACUGUAGGUAUGAAGGUGACCUUGUGAAUAAUCAAUCUAUAUUGUCAGAUUUAGAUUCAAGAGACGUGGUAUCAGAAGGUGAUUAUUGCAAAUAGUUUUUGAUAGAAAUAGUCAUCGAUAUGGCAACUUUUUGACAUUAAAUCUUGAUACUGAGUAGUAGAAUAAUAAAUUAAACUAACAAUUCGAAAAAGGAACGUUAACUGAUUCUACCAAAAAGGAUCCUUUUGAAGGAAAAUGAAAAUUUACUAGCAAAAAUAAUAAGCAAAACGAAAGAUAAUGAUUUUUGACAAAAUGAUCAAAAAGUAUUAUUGAAUCCUAAUAAUUUGUUUAUUUAAAGAUAUAUAAUGAAAUAUAUUUAAAGCAUUAAAGAAACACUAUAGAAGAAACACUAAUAUAAAAAAAAUUCCUUUUUAAACAAUUGAACAAAAAAUAUAUCAGAAAUUACUUAAUCGUUGUGCCUUUCUAAUAAAAAUGUAUCGACAUAGAGGAUAUUUUUAAAGGAAUUGGUAAAUUAAAUGUGGAAUUAUUGUAAUAUUUAACUUUACCAGAUAAAAGAAAAAAAAAUUAUGAAAUAAUUGUGAAAUAUUUUUACCUAUUUUGAUACAUACACAGAAGUCGAUGAACUCAACACGCUGUAAAUAUGAUCAUCCCUCGAAACUAGUCUAUACUGCUAUAUUAUUAUUACACCCUUGAUAAAUAAAACACAAAACAUUUCUCAAAUUAUAAAACACAGCAUUUAUCUCUUAUCGAGAAUGUUUAUUAUUUAUUUUUGUAUAGAAUGUAGUUACAUUACAUUAUUGUGUUAUUAAUAGUUAUACUUAUAUCAUUUAAAUAUUAAUAUAUAUAUCUAUAUUACGUAUUAUUACUAACAUUCCUCUUGUUUUUUCUGUUAUGUUACUUUUGUGUACAUAACCUGAUUUUAUUGUUAUAAAUUAUUAAUUAAAUUAUUUACCUUAAA